GGCGUAGUGAUAUUGGCCGCCGUCAUUCUUCCCCCUCCCUGUUCGAUAUCGACUUUCUUGUGCAGCAUCAUGAGUUCUGAACCCGAUGUCCAUAGGGCCAUUUCGAUGAAACCGAGCCCGUUUCAUGCACACCCGCACAGAUCGGAACGGACUGCCAGCCCCCACCCGGCAGCCUCCGUCUCCGAUGCGGCCCUCUGCGGCACCAGCACCGCGAUAGAGACGUCUAAGGCGCCAGACAACCACGAUCCCGUUGCCCGUCACGGACACAGCCACGAGAGCGAUGUCGAGAGCCAAUCGCUCCCCCAGUACACACCCGACAACGACCCCUACCGCCUCGCGGCUGCCCUGAAGCCAGAGAGUGAACUUGCCGAGAUAAGAGCGAAUACCUCCAAGAAGCGUGAUGGCUGCGGCCCCAUCACAUUGAACAAGAAGGCCUACCAAGCGAGGAAGCUAGAGAAGUUCUACGAGGCCCAGAAUGAGAAUAUCGAGCGGUUACUGAAGCCCGUUGACGACCACCGCCGUGAUGCAAAGGAGGAAGAGGGUGCCAAUCACCUCAAAUAUCGGAUCGCUGUAAUUGGUAGCUUCGUCGCCAAUAUUAUCCUCGCAGCAUUGCAGCUGUACGCCGCGGCCUCAUCACAGUCGCUGUCCCUGUUCACAACCAUGGCCGACUCUCUAUUUGAUCCUAUGUCAAACCUUACCUUGAUCCUGUGCGCUCGGGCCGUCAAGCGCGUCGACGGCCGCAAAUUCCCCUCUGGGAAGGCCCGGAUCGAGACUGCGGGAAACAUAUUCUUCUGCUUUCUCAUGGUCACUGUCUCUGUCGUGCUAAUCGUUGAGUCGAUUCGGGAUUUGGCAGUACACAACUCGAAGCAGGACACCAAGCAGUUCCAUCUUCCAUCCGUCAUCGCCGUGGGCAUCGCAUUCGCCACCAAGUUCUCCUUAUUCCUGUAUUGCUGGGCUCUGCGGAACAUGUACUCACAGGUCCGAAUUCUUUGGGAAGACCACCGCAACGACUUGUUUAUCAACGGCUUUGGUAUUCUCACUUCGGUUGGAGGUGCGAAGCUCAUUUGGUGGCUGGAUCCGAUGGGAGCUGUCAUCCUGUCGACCCUCAUCAUCUUCCUGUGGAUGCGCACUGCCUACUCAGAGUUCCAAUUGCUCAUUGGAGUCACUGCCGAUACUAACACGCUUCAAUUGAUUACCUACAUAUCCAUGACACACUCCCCUUUCGUGAGGCAAAUUGACACCGUCCGCGCCUACCAUUCGGGUCCUCGAUUGAUCGUCGAGGUCGACAUUGUAAUGGACCCCGAAGAAUCAUUGCGUGCGACGCACGACGUAGCGGAAGAGCUCCAGAUGAAACUCGAAAGCUUGCCAGAUGUCGAGCGUGCUUAUGUUCAUGUCGAUUAUGAGACUAGCCAUGCGCCAGAGCAUUUCCUGAAGAAGGAAUUGUAGAGGACAUCGAUUCUCUCAGCUCUGGAUCCCCACUUCCAAUUCACGCCAUUUCUCAUAGGAUGAAUUGAGAACGAAUUUCCUUCAUGGAGUCGGAUUUUGUUACAGCGAAGUACUUGAGGCCCAGGCGAUAUCGCUUGGCUACUUCGUUGGUACGUUACGGGCGGUCUUGUGCAUAUUGCUUUUGCUGCAUCGCGGGGACUGGCAUUGUAGUCGUGGGCAUGACCGACUGGGUUGCAUAGAUUGGCUUAAACGGUUCUUAUUAAUACUGUUCUUGGAAUU
Molecule: messenger RNA, 1725 nt
Organism: Lindgomyces ingoldianus
Lineage: Eukaryota; Fungi; Ascomycota; Dothideomycetes; Pleosporales; Lindgomycetaceae
Exons: 2
Coding region: 70-1446 (458 amino acids)
Biological process (GO): monoatomic cation transport; transmembrane transport
Cellular component (GO): membrane
Molecular function (GO): monoatomic cation transmembrane transporter activity
Source: RefSeq, a predicted model, not a curated record